Messenger RNA from Symbiodinium sp. CCMP2592, 318 nucleotides. NCBI's taxonomy places the organism in Eukaryota, Dinophyceae, Suessiales, Symbiodiniaceae. The record is from the annotation of a GenBank genome assembly.
AUGUCAAUAUUGACAUCCUCGUGGAAGCGCUUCUUCUCAGUGCUUGGCAUGCCUUCUGUGCCGGAUCGGACCUUUGGGAAAUCGGGAGUCUCUUGGUGCGACAACUCCGCCCGUGACCUCGUCGUGAAAGGCCGUGGCUAUGGCUUUGCCGCGACCAUGCAUCCGUCCGGUCUGCCACCUGCAACUUUCUGCCACGAACUCCAUUUUCUCGGCAUGUCUCGACUGCUUUCUACCGCCUUUCCGAUUUGUCGUCAAUUCUGUUUGGGCCUUGCAAUCAGCUGUGUUUGCAACAAGAUUUCGACGCUGCCUGAGUUGUAA